AUGAACCCUAACAUUUGGGGGAAAAUCCCAAAUUCAUCAACCUUCAAUCUGAAAGGGAGAAGGGAGAUGAGUGGUAGUUCUAGGUCGCGACUUCCACAGAGGCCAUCGAAAAAACCCAUGGGAAGUUCUAGCUCAGGGAUGAACGAUGGAGUGCCCCAUUGCAAGUGUGGUGAAGAAGCAGUGGUUAGGGUUUCCAAAACUGAUGCCAACCCAGGAAAACCCUUCUAUAGUUGCUAUCUACCAAAGAGUCAUUUAUCUAAUUGCAACUUCUUUCGAUGGGUUGAAGAUGGAAAUGAAGUUGAAUCAAAUGCCCUAAACUGUAUGCAGAAUGAAGAAGUUGUGAGGGUGUUGAAUGAGAUUUCUCUGAAGAAUGCAGUGUUGAUGCAGGAGGAGGUGCUUAUGAAGGAAGCUAUUUUGAAGAAAAAUGAGAUGGUGAUUGAACAAAUUAGGUACAUGAAUGCAGCCAUGUGCAAGAACAAUGACCUUGCAGCUCAACAAGUUCAAUUGAUGAGAAUUUGUGUCAUAUUGAUGACUUUGUUUGUGUUUGUAAUGAUGAUUGGGAAGUUCAUGUAA
Lotus japonicus is the source of this 573-nucleotide messenger RNA. RefSeq lists its product as uncharacterized. The record is from RefSeq and is a predicted model, not a curated record. NCBI's taxonomy places the organism in Eukaryota, Viridiplantae, Streptophyta, Magnoliopsida, Fabales, Fabaceae. Gene Ontology annotation, molecular function: zinc ion binding. The transcript has 2 exons. The coding region runs from base 1 to 573 and encodes 190 amino acids.